AUGGGCGCCAUCCUCUCGCUGUCCCCAGGGUCCAGGAAGCCUGGUUACUAUAGCGACCAAGGCAGCUCUCUGAGCCGCUACCCCAGCCUGAGCACCCGCUCGCUGAACGCGCAUAAGGAGUCGAGUUUGAAGCGGCAGUCCCUGCUGCUGCCCGCCCUCACCUGGAAGCGCCUGGUGGCGUCAACCCGCAAGCGGAGCUCCAGAAAGGGGGGCCCUGCGGGGGUCCCGCCCAGCAGCGGCCACGCCCACCGAAGGGACGUGUCUCACCUGAACCGCGAGAACGUGAAGAAGUCGCUGUCCUGCGCCAACCUGCCCAGCUUCAAGGCUCCGCCCCCCGGGCCGGUCGCGGGCCGUGCCCAGCUGUCCUCGGUGAGGAGGCUGCCACCGGGACCUGAGUCCUCGCCCCGCCGAGUCAUUGUCCAAGCGUCCACCAGCGAGCUGCUGCGCUGCCUCGGCCGCUUCCUGUGCCGUCGCUGCUACCGCCUGAAGCAGCUGUCGCCGGCCGACCCGGUGCUGUGGCUGCGCAGCGUGGACCGUGCGCUUCUGCUGCAGGGCUGGCAGGACCAGGCCUUCGUGACGCCCGCCAACGUCGUCUUCGUCUACAUGCUGUGCCGCGACGUCAUCAAUGGCGAGCGCAUGGCCAGCGAGCACGAGCUGCAGGCCGUGCUGCUCACCUGCCUCUACCUGUCCUACUCCUAUAUGGGCAACGAGAUCUCGUACCCGCUCAAGCCCUUCCUGGUCGAGGUGGGCAAGGAGGCGUUCUGGGGCCGCUGCCUCUGCAUCAUCGACGCCACGAGCGCCAAGAUGCUGCGCAUCAACGCCGACCCGCACUUCUUCACGCAGGUGUUCGCCGAGCUGAAGAGCGAGGGCGCCUGCAGCGCCCUGGACUACAGCCGCAUCCGAGACCGCUGUGUCUCAGGGGUCACUGGUGCCACCUGGCAGAGAGGACUGGGAAGCAGGAAGGGUCCCGGAAGCCCCGCCCCUCUCAGCCCCGCCCACGGAGCCUGGACCACGCGGCCGAGGUCCGGCUGCGCUUCCGUCAGGAGAAGCCCCGUGCCGGUGCCAGCUCAGUCCUACAGGGCAGUGCUGACGUGAGCCUCCCACCCCCCCGUGUGAGUCCCGUCCACUCGACCGUCGCCCUUGAGUGGGUUUUGCGCACUCACACACGCAGUCGCGCACACACACACACGCACGCACACAGUCUCACGCACAGUCUGCACAAGAGGCCUGUGUGACAAGCUGUUCUGCCAGCGGAAAGUGCAUCACAGCUCAUCAAAGGCCACAAUCAAGAUUUUCCAAAGAUGACCAAAUAUCUGAGAGCUGCGCAGCAAAGUCGGGCUGCAGAGACAGUAACGGGACGGGACCCCAGAGGACCUGCAUGGGUUCAGCGCUCGGCGGGACUGCACUGCACCUGCGAGGUUCUGCUCGGGGCACCUUCUCGAGCCCACACCAUCCUGUUGUCUUUGUGUGUGCCUCCCCGUGCAGCCCUCUCUAGGGGUCACA
Molecule: messenger RNA, 1503 nt
Organism: Scleropages formosus (Asian bonytongue)
Lineage: Eukaryota; Metazoa; Chordata; Actinopteri; Osteoglossiformes; Osteoglossidae
Product: cyclin-dependent kinase 5 activator 1
Exons: 2
Coding region: 1-1095 (364 amino acids)
Biological process (GO): brain development; axon guidance
Cellular component (GO): protein kinase 5 complex; growth cone; cytoplasm
Molecular function (GO): protein kinase binding; cyclin-dependent protein serine/threonine kinase activator activity
Source: RefSeq, a predicted model, not a curated record